Trichoderma breve is the source of this 561-nucleotide messenger RNA. Its product is annotated as ras family domain-containing protein. The transcript is spliced from 4 exons. Gene Ontology annotation, cellular component: plasma membrane. The record is from RefSeq and is a predicted model, not a curated record. The coding region runs from base 1 to 561 and encodes 186 amino acids. Gene Ontology annotation, molecular function: GTPase activity; GDP binding; GTP binding. Gene Ontology annotation, biological process: small GTPase-mediated signal transduction. Lineage: Eukaryota; Fungi; Ascomycota; Sordariomycetes; Hypocreales; Hypocreaceae.
AUGCCUACCUUGAAGCAACGAAAGGUGGCCAUCGUGGGCAGUCGAUCCGUUGGCAAAUCAUCGCUGGCCGUGCAGUUCGUCGAUGGUCACUUCGUCGACAGCUACUACCCCACGAUAGAGAACACCUUCAGCAAGACGAUCCAGUAUAAGGGCCAGGAUUACGUCACGGAGAUCGUCGAUACCGCGGGACAGGAUGAAUACAGCAUUCUCAACUCCAAGCACUUCAUCGGCAUCCAUGGCUACAUGCUAGUCUACUCAGUGUCGUCCCUGCCAUCCUUUGAAAUGGUCCAGGUCGUCCGCGAGAAAAUCCUUAAUCAUCUAGGUACAGAGUCCGUUCCCAUCGUCAUAGUAGGUAACAAGAGCGACCUCCGACCAGAGCAGCGCCAAGUCAGCCCCGAAGAAGGCAAGAAGCUGUCAGAAAAGUUCGACUGCGGCUGGACCGAGGCCAGUGCAAGGUACAACCAAAACGUCGGCAGGGCGUUUGAGCUCUUGAUUGCCCAGAUUGAGAAAUCUCAGAACCCUGGCGAGCCCCCUGCCAAGAGCAAUUGCAUUGUGAUGUAG